Molecule: messenger RNA, 2904 nt
Organism: Daphnia pulex (common water flea)
Lineage: Eukaryota; Metazoa; Arthropoda; Branchiopoda; Diplostraca; Daphniidae
Product: pickpocket protein 28-like
Exons: 13
Coding region: 251-2026 (591 amino acids)
Biological process (GO): sodium ion transmembrane transport
Cellular component (GO): membrane
Molecular function (GO): ligand-gated sodium channel activity
Source: RefSeq, a predicted model, not a curated record
CUAACGUCGACUAACACAAAAUUAUGUUCUUAUCUGGCUUAAUUUCAUUUGAAAGUUUUGUGGUGAUCUCAAAUGUGUCUGCUUAGCUAUCAGUUUCCUCAGUCCAACAGCAACUGUUCAACCAAAUAAUGCCAUGACGUUGUAUAGCAGAACCAUGGUUAUUUGGCUUCGAAUCAUGAAACUUCAAUGCUGAGUUAGGGCUAGGAAAACUGUCCCGAUAAAUUUAUAAAAACAGACUUGUCGUCUUGCCAUGUAUGAUGGACUUGAGUGUUUGACUGUAAACAAGAAAAGUCCACAUAAUCAUUUGGUCUCCAGUCGACGACAUGUUCGAAUAUUGUUCAGAUACAGAGGAGCAAUGAAGAGAAACAGAUCUAUAUCUCAAAUGCGAGAGUCACAAGGCGCAAUGUACGCUAACAGCCGCAAUAGGAGUUUGAAUCAGAAGGAAAUGGCUGAAAUUACGGAUGCGUUUUUGCGUAACACUUCCAUCCAUGGAAUGCGAUACAUAGGACAGCGAAAUAGGCCCAUUUUCGAAAGAAUAUUUUGGAUGUUGCUUGUCGUCGUGGGUUGUGUCAUUUCGGUGUAUGGAUGUUACCUAGAAUGGAUUAAAUGGAGCGAUUCUUCCAUUUUGAUCACUCGUGAUCCGUCAGUUACAACCCACGACCCAAUAAACUUUCCCGUCAUGACUAUCUGCAGUACAAACAAGAUUUCUUCGAGCAAAUUGGAGGCCGUAAUCAACGAACCAAAAUAUAGCUGGAUGAAUUAUUCUUCCAUGGUCAUGGCUAUACGUUACUUGACAAAAUUUGACGGUCUGGUAAGCAACACUGAAGACGACAACUUUCAGCAUUUGCUUCAUGAGCUAAACGAACGCAACAUUGACAUAGAAGAUUUGGUGGAAGUCAUCCAUCAGGUGCACCCUAGAUGCAGUGAUAUGAUUGUCGAUUGUCAGUGGAAAUCAAGUGUUGUUUCCUGUGGUCGCCUCUUAUCACUUCGGAUGACUGAUGAUGGUUUUUGUUGCUCGAUUGACGUGGGUGUCUUCGACAGAGACGAUGAAAAUGGAACCACCGGCACCGUAUACGACUACGGAGUUCAUUCCGCCUUUCGAAUCAUCCUUGAUCCUAACGUUAAUGACAAUGUUCUGAGCACCAUUAGCAUUGACGGUUUCAAAAUUUUAUUGCACAACAAAGACGAAUUUCCUGACGUGAUUGAGCGCGGGUUCAUUGUCGGAUCGGGAUAUGAGAAUUACGUGGCUCUUAACAGCUAUUCAGUGAGUUAUACACCUGUCAUCCCAUCUGUUUCGUUCGAAAAGCGCCAAUGCUACGUCGAGGGUGAAGGGAAGCUGAAAUAUAAUUUGAGUGGCCUCAUUUACACCCGUUCUAGUUGCCUUUUCGAGUGUCGCACCGAAAAAAUUCUGGAAGAAUGUCAGUGUUUACCUUACUUUAUUAAAGUGAACGUCUCCGUCCCUAGUUGCCGACUACAAUCUUAUCCUUGUGUCGUCAAAUUUUAUGUUCGAUCCGUUUUUAUGGCAUCGAUUGCUAAUAACUGCAGAUGCCCUGCCACCUGCAAGGAUCAGUGGUUCACGACCCAGAUUUCCUCAGCUCCGUUAUCUCUUUCGGGGUUUUCCUCUUCGAGAACUUUUCAACGCAUAUCCAGGAGAAAGAAUGUGGACGCCAAUUAUAGCGUGAAGCUGAUUGGACUUCGAAUCUUUUUUAAAUACAACGCUGGUGACAGUUUUUCUAUGGAUGUCCCGUUCGGCAACAAAGAACUGAUAGCUUCAAUUGGUGGAAUAUUGGGUCUCGGAUUAGGUUUCAGCAUGAUUAGCGCCAUCGAGUUAUGUUAUUUCUUGUGCUGCGGAUGGUGUUUCCGCAAAAGAAGGAGAAUGUCGGAAUCAACUGACAACUGGGUGUUGCUGGGCGACGUUCAAUUUCCCAUCAAACAUAAGCGUUCGCAUCAGCCUAAAAAAAUUCCCGAUAUUCCUGUCAAGAGAAGAACCAUCGUCAAUGCUCGGGUCAAUACUAUCUCCGAUUGAUUCAAUGACACUUACAAGGGCCUCCAUCAGUAUUAUUAAAUUCUAAAGAGGUCAGUAUGUAAUCCUAGUUUUAAUGUGUAAUAUUGAAUAAUACAUUAGACAAUACGCCACAGUUAUUCCUCGUUUUUAUGGCGAUGUUGGCUUGAUAACGAUGUGGGGGUGCUAAAAAAAUAAUGCGUUACUUGACAUUAUUAUUUGGUUGCGAUCCUGAUGUAUUCUUACUUGUGUCUGAUGCCUGCUGAUAAACUUGGCAAGAAUAUCUGUGGCUGAAGUCCCUACGUGACAAAACCGUCAACACAUUUACAGCGGCUAAAACCACUUCAAGGCGCAACUUUCCCUUUAUAUCGUGUUCUCAUUUGUCUUAUGUUAUAAAUUCUUGCUUAGUGACGUCGAGGAAAAGUGUUACGCAAUAGUUCGAAUGAGUUUAUUCUUUGUACGACAUUCUUAAUUCUCUCAAUUCUCAUUUCAUGUUUCUUACGAUUGGGAUAUUUUGUGCAAUACAUCCGCUAUCAUAUCGAAAUAGGUAGUCGGUCAUACUGACAUAUACCGUAUACUGUACAUGGUAACAUGUAGGCCUAAAUACAUGACAUAUACAAGUCAUGAAAAGGUAGAAGAAUCGUUAUCCCAUUGUUGGAUGGGCGUAAACGCGAAUAUAAUCAAUUUGAAGGGCGGAAUCAUCAACGGAACACUGAGACCAAGUAGGGUACCUAAAAGGGCAGAAAGGCAAACACUAUCAGUAAUCAUAAGAAUUAUCAUAGAACUUUUAAAUUAUUAUUGUUAACGAUAUCAACCACUGAUCCUUCUUCUCCCAAAAAGAACCCAUGGAGGCGUCUGGCGAAGAAUUGUUCCAUGGUUUUGGGUACGGAUAAUUCUCGCAA